Messenger RNA from Arvicola amphibius (Eurasian water vole), 4667 nucleotides. RefSeq names its product coiled-coil domain containing 170 (gene Ccdc170). The coding region runs from base 14 to 2074 and encodes 686 amino acids. The transcript has 10 exons. Gene Ontology annotation, biological process: microtubule cytoskeleton organization. The record is from RefSeq and is a predicted model, not a curated record. Lineage: Eukaryota; Metazoa; Chordata; Mammalia; Rodentia; Cricetidae. Gene Ontology annotation, molecular function: microtubule binding. Gene Ontology annotation, cellular component: Golgi apparatus.
UGCCAAUCAACUCAUGGAAUUUCCAGUCAUCCGGGAACAGCUGAACCACUACCGGACUAUGGCUGAAAACAUUCAAAGUGAACUUGCAGCAACUUUGGUCAAAUUUGAAUGUGCUCAGUCUGAGCUUCGAGAGCUCCGCUCCAAGAUGCUUUCCAAAGAAGUUUGCUGUCAAGAGCUGAAGGCUGAAAUGGAGAGCCACAAAGAAAACAGUGCGAGGAAAUCAUCUCUCCUCGUCUCCCUGAGAGGCAGGGUGCAGGAGCUCCAAGAGGAAUCGGCAGCACUCUCCACUUCUAGAAUCAGAACCGAGAUGUCUGCACACACCACGAUGAAGGAGAACCAGGAACUCAUGAAGAAAGUCCUAGAACUGGAUGAAAGAUUACAAAAGUGUUUAAAGGAAAAUGAGGAGUCUAAGAAACAAGGCUCAGAGGCUCUCCAGAGACAUGAGGAAUUUCGGACUGAACUUUGUGACUGCCUGAGUCUAGACAAGAAGCAUGACGAAGUAUCCGAUGAAGAUUUAAUCUUAAAGCUUAGAGAGCUGAGCAAGGAGAAGACAUUCCUGAAAGGACGAAUCGCGACUCUUGAAGAGGCUAUAAAUGUCCACGAGAUGGAGACAAAAGCUAACAGAGAGACCAUCAUGAGGCUGGCGGCGGAAGUCAGCAGGGAGCAGGAAAGAGCGGCCUCCUGGGCCACGGAGAAAGACAAGCUGAAUCAGGACUUGCUCAGCGCCUUGGAUGCCAAAACAGCCCUAGAGAGGGAAGCUAAGCUCUUCCAAGAAAGGCUGCUUGCUGUGCAGCGAGCCUGGGAGGCGUCAAAGCAAGAGCUGAACCAGCUGAGGAAAAGCUGCCAGCAGCUGGACCUGAGCUUGAAGGCCAGCAGGGAUGCAGCCGCAGGCUCGCAAAGCCAGAUCUCCUCCUUCAGGGAGAAACUCGCAAAGGUCCUUGGCAGCGGAUUGGAUAUGGCUGGGUCCGCGGAGGAUGCCAUAUUGGAGAGGAUUCGAGAGCUGCGCGUCCAGGAAGAGAGCAAGAAAAGGCUUGAAGUCCAGAUAUCAGAGCUUGUUGCACAGUUGGGAAACGAAACUGAGCUUCACCGGAAAGCCCUACAGAGAGCCCAGGAGGCAGAAAGCAAGGUAGAGGCACUUCAGGGUCAGCUGCAUCACCUGGAGGGAGAGCUGCUUUCUGGAGAUGUCUUGAGAGACAACUUGAAUCUUGAGAAACAAAAGUAUCUGAAGUUUCUGGAUCAGCUUUCAGAGAAAAUGAAAUUGGGCCAGAUAGUUGCUGACCUUGGCUUUGACAUGCGUCUGGAUGUAGUUUUAGCUCGCGCAGAGCAGCUAGUCCGCCUUGAAAGUAAUGCUGUCAUUGAAAACAAGACCAUUGCUCACAACUUACGGAGAAAGCUAAAGACUCAGAAAGAAAGACUGGAGAGCAAAGAAGUGCAUAUGAACCUCCUUCGACAGAAAAUUGCCCAGCUGCAGCAGGAGAAGCAGGCACGCACAGCCUUGGCUGAGGAGAGGGAUGAGGCCCAGCUCUCCCUCAGGAAACUGGAGAAGAAGGUGGAGAGGCUGCAGAGGGAGCUGAGCGCGUGCCAGGAAUACAACACUGAGCUCAAAGCCAAAUUGGCUGACACCAAUGAACUCAAGAUUAAAACUUUGGAACAGACCAAAGCCAUCGAAGACUUAACUAAAUCCCGAGAUGAUCUGGAGAAGCUGAAGGAGAAAGCAGAGAAAAAUCUCAUGUCGGUCAAGUCCGAGCUGGAUGCUACAGAGGAGGAGGCGAAAGAGCACAGGGAAAGGGCCAGGGCCAUGAUAGAGGUGGCUGUCAUUGAACUGGAGAGGCUGAAGAAGUCUCUGGAAGAAACUGAGAGGAGAGAACAGCAGCUGGUGGACUUCAGGGAGGAGGUUUCCCAGACGCUGGGCUUAAACUUGACCUCUCUCGCACUCCCCGACUAUGAGAUCAUCAAAUGUCUGGAAAGACUGGUCCAUUCACACCGUCAUCACUUUGUUACCUGUGCCUGCCUCACAGACACGACGGCCGAGCAUGACUGCUGCUCGCAUUGCCACUUAGCCCUUCGACACUGAUCUCCUGCCUGAGAGACGGGGCGUACAUCUCAAGUUGUGGAAUAAAAAGCUUCCUCAAUAUUUUUGAAAUUUGGCCAGUGUGCGACAAUUAUAUACUCUGAUGACAUAGUGAGAAUAUAUCAUGGGUUGAAAGUGGUCUCCAAAGGUGCUGUCCCUAGGGCCAGAGAGAUGGCUCAGCAGGUGAAGGCAGUUGCUACCAAGCCUGACAACCUGAGUUCAAUCCCUGGAACCCACACGGUAGAAGGAGGCAGUUGGCUCCUGCAAGUUGUGCUCUGCCCCAUACAUAUGCUCUGUUAUAUAAGUGAACACACAUGCACACACACACACAUACACACACAUGCACACAUACAUACACACACAUGCACACACCAGCACACACACAAAAGCACAAAAGUUAAAAUGUCCCAGUCCUAGAUUAAUAUUCAGCACUAAAACCACCUGUUACUCCAUUAGCUAGUUAAUCAAGACCCACAGGAAUACCCUAGAUUCUUGCCUAGAUUGGGGCAUACCAGCAGAGUUUGGAAGGGUUGACCUUCUGACCUAGAACAUCACUAAUGGCUUUACCUCUUAAGGUAACCCUUUGCAGAAGUCUUCUGAGAAAUAUCCUUUAAAAUUAUUUUAUUUUUAGUUCUGUGUUUGCGUGUGUAGGUGUGUGUGUGUGUGUGCGCGUGCGCAGGUGCCAGCAGAGACCAUAAGAAGGAGUUGAAUCCCUUGGUACCGGAUAACAGGCAGUUGUAAAGCACUUGGUGUGGGUGCUAGGAACUGAACUCAGGUUUUCUACAAGAAUAGCACGUACUGUUAAUAACUGAGCCACCUCUCAGCCCCAUAAACUUUAUUUAUCCUUAUAUCUAUAACUAUCUAGUCUAAAUACAUACAAUUUGACACACAAUAAUUGUACCUGUUUAUAGAUUUCUGGGUGACGUUCCGAUCCAUGCAUACAGUGUAUGGCCAUGAGAUCAGGGUACCACAGUGAAGUCUUAAUGUACUUACUUACAUGCUUUUCAGGGCCAAGACAGUUGUACUAACCUAGGGCUCUACAUGGUUAGUAUGGGAAUCAGGACGUACAAGGCAGAGGCUGUGUCUCGUACACUCUGCACUCUCAGGUUCUGCCCAGUUUUGAGGCUGAUAGGAAUGGCUGGCACGAAGGAAGGAAGGAAGGAAGGAAGGAAGGAAGGAAGGAAGGAAGGAAGGAAGGGAGAGAGGAAGGAAGGAAGACAGGCCACCCUACAGUCAGGAGGAGAUGUCUAAAAGCAGCAGCUAAUCACUCAUAACUCACCUAGGUCUGAGGGCUGACAAGAAGAAUGGUUGCUUUUAUUGCUGCUCCCAGGCUAUGAAUGGUGGUUUUGAGAGUUUGAACAGGGCUGCACUUUUCAGUUUCUCUUUCCUUGGGGUAGAGUUUCUCACUGACCCAGGAGACAGUCCGGCAGUCACCCAGGUCCGCCAUUCACCAUCUGCCAGCCUCCUGUCUCUCCAGGAAGAGUUAUAACCACCUGCCCAGUCCCACCCAGACUCUGGCAGAUCCAUCUGGGAUCCGAACUCAGGUCCCCAUGCUUGCACAGCACGCUUACCCAUGGAGCUGUCUCUCCAGUGUCAUCUUGUAUCUUUAUCUGUGUCAGUAGAGUAAGCAAACAGAAACUCCUAGAGACAUAUACAGCUAAACGUUAAGUCUGAGCCGUGAGCAAGGCAUAAACUGAUUCCAGACAAUCAGGGAUAAUGGAGACCUAUCGACCAGUUGCAAAGCUAGGAAUGAGAUUGGAUACUGGUUUGAAUGGGAAGAAAACAUAAACAUAUUCUUGCAACAUCCAUGUAAAUGGCUCCUCCAAUACAUUUUUAAAGUUACACUGCUUCCCUCAGGCAUGGUGGUGUAUACAUGUGAUCUCAGCCACUAGGAGGCUGAGCAAAGAAGUUUGACAUUAAGUUUGAUGCCAUUCUGGACCACAGAGAGAGUCUCAGACCAGCCUGGACUAUAGAAUGAAACCCUAUCUCAAACCAAGCUAACAAGCAGCCAACUGGCUGAGUAUCCAACUAUCCAACCCUCCUGCAACUCCAAACAAAACAAAUGACCAUAUUAGGUUGGCUUUAGCUCAAGCAGUCACCUCCUCGUGCCAGACUUUUAUCUGCCUAAAGUGAUAAAUGUGUUAUUUUCCCUUUGAUUGGUCACUGGUUACAUGUCAGGGGUCAUAGACGACACUAGAAAUAACCCAUAUUGGCUGCCACUGUACUUUGUCAUGUGAAACUGCAUUUCAUAUAUCCAAAUGUUAUGGACUGUGUAAAUAACAAAUUCUUGAUACAUUUUAAAUAAUUCAAUAUAUUUGAAUAUACACCAUAGAGGCAUUCAGUGGAAAGUAUAUGUGGGAUAAGCAUAAAUAAAUUCUGGGCCUGCAGAUAGUUCAUGGACACAGUAACUGUUAUUUGGACAAGCUGAAUAUGUGUUACUAAAGGCAUUUCCUUCACGUUAAAAUGCCCAUUGUUUGCUUGCCUUCCCUGUGUGCAUUUAUUCCAGAGUUGGCUUCCCAUUUUCAUGCUGUUUUGUUUCUCUAUAAUAUCCAUGUAUAUUUUAUAUUACCCAAUAAAAUGCAUUAGAUUAAUGUGA